UCCUGCGCGGGGCCUUGUGGGUAGCUGGCCGGGUCCGGGCGACGGUGAUGGCGGGGGACGUGGGCGGGCGCCGCUGCCCGGACUCGGAGCUGCUGCUGCACCCGGAGUUGCUGUCCCGGGAGUUCCUGCUGCUCACGCUGGAGCAGAAGAACAUAGCUGUUGAAAGUGAUGUAAGAAUAAACAAAGACAAUCUUACUGAUCUGUAUGUUCAGCAUGCAAUACCAUUGCCUCAGAGAGAUUUGCCAAAGAAUAGAUGGGGGAAAAUGAUGGAAAAGAAAAGAGAGCGACAUGAGCCAAAAAACGAGACUAAAAGGAGUAGCACUGUAGACGUGUCAAAGAAAAGACCGCUCAUUGUGUUUGAUGGAAGUUCGACAAGCACAAGCAUAAAAGUGAGAAAGACAGAGAACGGGGAUAAUGAUCGACUCAAGCCUCCCUCUCAGGCAAGCUUUACCAGUAAUGCCUUUCGAAAAGUAUCCGGUUCCUCUUCAAGUGUGUCACCCCUAAUUCUGUCUUCCAAUUUGCCUAUGAACAAUAAAACGGAACACAAUAAUAAUGACACUAAACAGAACCAUGACUUAGCGCAUGGGAAAAGUCCUCUGGGCCCCGCGAAGCUGCCGCCUUUGUCCCCCGUGGGAACUACUCCAGUGAAGCUAAAGCGAGCUGCUCCGAAGGAAGAAGCCGAGGCCGUGGAUAACCUGAAGCCACCAGAAACAAAGAGGAAGAUACAACACGUUACAUGGCCAUGAAGGAAAGUUUCCAAAAAUGUAAAUAUAACUGUAGUUUUCAAACAGUUCACAUAUAUCGACAGUAUUUACAGAGAGCUUGAUUAUUUUGAAAAUUUUCUAAAGGUUUAAAAUUAGGUUAAAAAAAAAAAGUCUUUCCCUCCCUGCCUUUCUCCCUCCCUUUGAAAGAAAAAAAAAAUGCCUUUUAUUCUCUGAUUAGGAAAGAAUUUCUCUUUUUUUAAAAAAUAUGUUUUUAUUGAUUUUAGAGAGAGAGGGAGAGAAAAACAUCCAUGUAAGAGAGAAACAUCGAUCGGCUGCCUCCUCUGCAUGCCUCCUACUGGGGAUCAAGCCCGCAGCUGGGGCAUAUGCCCUGACCUGGAAUUGAACCAGCAACCUUUCUUUGCACGGGCCGAUGCCCAGCCAGCUGAGCCACACUAGCCAGGGCAGAAGGAAUUUCUUUGUGAAUGAAUGGCUUACUAUACGUUAUUUAUGUUGACCGUAGUCAAAUCAGGAAGCUACAAGUCUGGUGUACCAUAAAGCAUCUGAUGAAUUUUAGGAAUAAUUCUCAUUAAUCUGUUUCAAUCUUUGGAGAACUUGGAGAUUUUUUUAAAAAACUCACAUAUUUUAGAAGUUCACAAUUUUUCUUUUCCCAAGCAAAAGAAUAUAACAGUUCUCAGUAUUUUAGUAAAUACUGCCAGUUCAUCCUUGAGGUUCACUGAGAAAAGCAUAUUUGCAGUGCUGCCAAUACACUACUCAGAAUAUACAGAUAAAAUUGCUGUCCUCUAAGUGCUUGCGAUUGCUCCUUCCUUUGAAGUCAUAGCAGAAUUGUUUCUCGUGAGUUGACUGCUCAGUGUUGCCCCAGGUCCACCCUUCAGGAUAUCUUGUCACAAAGCAGUCCUACCUCCUCUUUUCAGCAGUCUAAUCUCACUCUGAGCUCGGGGAUCUCCCUCCAGGAGCUUAAUGAGGCCGACUUUAAAAAUCUCCAGGUGAAGUCAUCGUGUUAGAGGUGGUACCUGUUGGUAGAGAGUUCAGUGAACAGGAAGAGGAGGUAGAGUUGUAGAAUUUAGGAGAGUCUGGGAGUAUGGUGGUGAAGGGGGAAACUCGGUGUGACCCAGAUGGGCCAGCAGAGGAGGCACUGAAGUCGGAAGUGACAGCACGGAGGGUGCCAGUUGGCCGGGUCCCUGCUGGUGCAGCAUGGAGCGCUGUCCACAGGGCUGUCCCGCAGGCAUAUCUCUGGGUGUGUGCUAAGUGGUCUUGUUCCAGCUGCAUAAUUGAGUCAGUGAGCAAACAGGUUAUUCCUCACAUUCGUGAGUUCCAGUGUUCACUUUCCUGCCGUGUGUUUCUAACCAAGUGCGAGAAUUCUUGAUACUCUCUCCCUUGUAUGAUUGAUCUUCAAAUCAGGGUUUGCCUUUUCAGUACUUUUUACAACAGCCUCAUUCCUCUUUCUAUUUUUAAAACACAAGCAUUUGAAUUCAGCUAUUGAAUAGCCAUAGGAAGAAGUAGUUCCGCCGUGCAGGUGAACACUGUACUGAAACUUUAACCCUGUGGUUUCAGUCCUGCCUUCUCCAGACUGUGCAUCUGCUCGCAUGAGACAAAGUGGAUACAUACUGAGUUGCAUAAAUUGUUAAUGUUAGGGCAAAUUAUUAAGUACGCAGUUGUCUGCGGGGCUGAUGUAUUCCUAUGCAUAACUGUUAAGGGACAUUUUGAAAAGUGCAGAUUUUAGGGUAGAAUGACAAGUUAUAUUUAUUCAGUUGUUCCUUAUACUUUCAUCUGCAUUUCUCUCUUAGUUAAGAGAGAAUUCGCCAUUUGACAGUUUAAAGUCAGUAGAAACUUAUUUUUCGUUACUCAAAAAAUUAACUUUUAAUUUGUGUAUUUAACUUACAAAGUAGGUUGGUACUAACAGCUGAACUGUGUAACAUUGUUGCUUCAAAUUGAAGUUUAUAUUAUGGACAUUCAGAGUCAGCGCUCAUAUAGCAGCAUGUUCUUGACCUACUUUGAGUUUGAAAUGUGGAGGAGCUAAGCUGGGUACUGUGUGUCCCAUACACCAACAUCCUGGAGCGCUGUGCCUUCCCCCGGGCACAGACACAGCUAGUCCUCGGCGUCUCCACGUGCGCAGCGGCCUGCGGAGCCUGCCCCGGAGCCUGCCCUGCAGAGCCUGCCCUGCAUAGCCUGCCCGCAGAGCCUGCCCCGGAGCCUGCCCACAGAGCCUGCCCCGGAGCCUGCCCUGCAUAGCCUGCCCUGCAUAGCCUGCCCUGCAUAGCCUGCCCGCAGAGCCUGCCCCGGAGCCUGCCCCGGAGCCUGCCCUGGAGCCUGCCGCAGAGCCUGCCCCGGAGCCUGCCCUGCAUAGCCUGCCCCAGAGCCUGCCCUGCAUAGCCUGCCCUGGAGCCUGCCCUGCAUAGCCUGCCGCAGAGCCUGCCCGCAGAGCCUGCCCCAGAGCCUGCCCCAGAGCCUGCCCUGCAUAGCCUGCCCCGGAGCCUGCCCUGCAUAGCCUGCCCCGGAGCCUGCCCUGCAUAGCCUGCCGCAGAGCCUGCCCCGGAGCCUGCCCUGCAUAGCCUGCCCCGGAGCCUGCCCCGGAGCCUGCCCCGAGCCUGCCGAGGGAUGCAUGGGAAGCGGGCAGAGGCGUGGGGAGGCUGAUGGUUUGAAGUGUUGCUUUGGUGAGCUUUGAAGCUGAGAAGGACUUGAAUGGCUAAUCCUCUGUGCUCCCUAACACGGGUCACUGUUGUUGCUCUCGAUUCUAUAGUCCAAUAAAGCCAGUUUUUCUUCUUGUUGGGGUAGGAAAGCGAAUGGCAUUUGCGUAGAGAGUGGCUUCUGAGGUGGAGUCCAGGCACUGACCACUGCCUGCCCUUGCCAGGUGGUCUUGUUCUUUUCUUCCUCCCCCCCUUGGUUCCCUGUUUUCCUUGCUCAUGGCCUCGUUUCCCGCAUUUUCACUUUCUUUUGCCUUCAUCUCCCUCCUCUCUGUAGAGCCUAAGCUUCAGGCUUGGUCACAGCGUGGCCCUGCUCAUUCCCUGCGGUGGAGCUGGACUGACCCGUCCUCGUGCGGUGAGGUCGGGCGCUGCGAGGGCUCUGAGGGUGCUGGGGCCUCCGGGGCUGUCGGCUGCCGUUUUCCAGACGCUCCGCAGCCGGGCCCUCUGGGAAGCUGGUUCACCUUCUGCCAUGAGGCCAUAGUGCUUUUGCUAGAACUAAAGUUCCUCAGAAUUGUAACUAUUUUUUGAAGUAAUAUUUUGGUUGCUUAAGUUUUCAGAGACAAUUCUAAACUGAUCUAGAGACUCAUUCAGCAGCAGUGACCUUUUUUAAAACUUACAUUAAGUAAACUGCCAGUAGCUUAAAUCACAUGUAUGUCAGAGCCUCCUCUGUUCUCCACUGUGGGACUUCAGAUGUUUUUAAGUGUGCUCUUUAUUAAAUGCUUGUGCAGGUUUUGUAAUUCAGUACAGAAAGUUUUACCUUGUAAUGUACAUUUUUUUUGUAUGUAAAAAGUCUUUUAAGUAGCCUUAUCCUUAUUUAAAUAAACUGAAUAAAAUUAUUGAGUAGGUCUGUCGUUCGUAAAAAAAAUAAAAUGAAAAAAUACUCUGUAA
Molecule: messenger RNA, 4294 nt
Organism: Myotis daubentonii (Daubenton's bat)
Lineage: Eukaryota; Metazoa; Chordata; Mammalia; Chiroptera; Vespertilionidae
Gene: TSLIG2
Product: tRNA splicing ligase complex subunit 2
Biological process (GO): embryonic morphogenesis
Cellular component (GO): tRNA-splicing ligase complex
Source: RefSeq, a predicted model, not a curated record